This is a messenger RNA of Symbiodinium natans, 374 nucleotides long. The record is from the annotation of a GenBank genome assembly. Lineage: Eukaryota; Dinophyceae; Suessiales; Symbiodiniaceae.
AUGAGCAGGCAACAGCGCCGCCUUCGCGCCGCGGCGCUGCAGCGUGGAGAGGCGGCCGCACAGCGCUUGACCGUCCGUUUGACGCAGUCGCUGCUUGCGGUGGCCACUGGCGCUUGGGCAAACUUCUGUCGCGAGGUGAAGGCAGAGGCGAGGCAGAUCCUAACCAUGUCCAUUGUGAAACGGCAGCUGGCAGGGACGAGGAAGCAGAUCCUAUCCGUGGCCUUCACCGGAUGGCAUCAACACCACCGAAUCUCACAGGAUGCAAGUGGCCGGACAGGCACCCCAAUUCUGCAACCAGCCGAAGAGAGUCCCAGGAGUGCGGUCUGCGUGAGGGCACUCGGCUCUGGUGGGGAGGAGGAAGACGAGGAGCGUGA